AUGAAGAUGCUGCUCAACUGGAUCAUGUCAAUCAUGGUAGAAGCUCUACAGGGUGGCCAGUCGGGGCCAGUAGAAAAAGAGCAUCAUGGGAGCAUGGGGGACAGGGUGAGGGAGAGGAGGGCGGCAGGAGGAGACUCCUACUGGGCUUAUUCAGGGACCCACGGGACUGGGGGCUGGGCCUCCUCCUACCCUGAGUGUGUGGAGAGGAACCAAUCACCAGUGGAUAUUUCAGACGAGGAUGCCCAGGUGUCUCAGGAGUACCAGGAGCUGACCCUCAAUGGGUUCAACGCUGAGUCGUCCAACAAGACCUCCAUGAAGAACACAGGGAAGACAGUGGCCGUGCUGCUGAAGGAUGACUACUUUGUACGGGGGGCAGGACUGCCUGGACGCUUCAAGGCGGAGAAGAUUGAGUUCCAUUGGGGUCAGAGUAACGGAUCAGCAGGGUCAGAACACAGCAUCAACGACAGGAAGUUCCCUGUGGAGAUGCAGAUCUACCUGUACAACUCUGAUGACUUUGACAGUCUCAGUGCGGCCAUCAAGGAGAAACGCAUGAUUGCUGCGCUGGCUGUGUUCUUUGAGGUGGGGCGGAGAGACAAUCCAGCCGUAGAGCCCAUCAUCCAGGGACUGAAACGGGUUGUACACCACGAGAAGGAGACAUUCCUGAGUCCAUUUAUCCUGAGGGAUCUGCUACCAUCAUUAUUGGGGAGUUACUACCGCUACACAGGCUCUCUCACCAGCCCGCCCUGCAGCAAGGUGGUUGAGUGGAUCGUCUUCUCCAGGCCCGUCUUACUCUCCCACUCACAGCUGGAGGCAUUCUACUCCAUCUUCACCACGGAGCAGCAGGACCAUGUGAAGUCAGUAGAGUACCUGAGAAACAACUACAGACCCCUCCAGGACCUGGACAACAGAGAGGUGUUGAAGUCUGCUGUUAAAGACGCCUGGCAGAGGGACGUGACUGACAGCCUGGGACUAGGUACAGACGGCAUCACAGACGCAUCCAGAGUCUGCAGCAGUGCCCCGGUCAACAUGAAGAUCCAGCCACUGAACGGCACUGCCCUGGUGGUGAGCUGGCAGCGCCCGCUAGUGGUCUACCACCCACCUAUCACCAGCUUCAUGGUCUCCUACAGCUGGAUGAAGAGUGACGUGGCCUACGAGAAGACUGGGGACCAGAACAUGGAAAUCUUUACCAGGGCAGUGAUAACCCACGUGUCUCCAGACAUCCUGUAUCUGUUCAGAGUCCAGGCAGUGUGCCAUAGAGACCUACGCAGUGACUUCAGCCAGACACUGCUCUUCAGCGCUAACACCACCAGGAUAUUUGAGGGAACACGGAUAGUGAAAACUGGAAUGCCCACCGUCUCCCCAGCCUCCUCGGCGGACAUGGCUCCUAUCAGCUCCGGCUCCUCCACCUGGACCUCCUCUGGCCUCCCCUUCUCCUUUGUCUCCAUGGCUACGGGGGGUAUCGGCCCAUCCUCCAGCGGCAGUCAGGCCACGGUGGCAUCGGUGGUGACCAGCACACUGCUGGCCGGCCUGGGCUUCAGCGGAGGGGUCAUCUCUUCCCUGCCUGGCUCUCUCUGGCCCACCCAGGCCCCUACAGCCAGCCCUGGGUCUAAUCCUGGCCCGGGUCCCAUUCCCAGCCGCCAGCCUGCCCAGUCCCAGGCCUCCACUGAGCUCCCUACAGCCCGUCAGGGUGGUUCUGACACGGACACCCCCACAGCGGAGGAGGAGGCAGGGGUGGACAGGGAGGCCGAGGGGGAGGAGGGAGAGAGAGAGAAGGAUAGAGGGGAAGACGACAGGAGGAAGAAGAAUAACAAGACAGCGCCUGAUGAGGUGGAGACAAAGAUGAACAGCACCGUGGUCAAAGUGCCCUACUCCUAUGUCCCUACCCCCACAGCCAAAGAGAAAGGACAGCGGCAGGGAGAGCCUGUGGCUAACAGCACCACUGUGCCUCCCAGUGUAGGGGAGGACCAACUUUUCAGAGUGGACAGUAGCUCAGGGCCCACGGUGCAGCCAAAGAAGGACACAGCAGAGAGAGAGAUGCAGAUUCCCCAGAGCCCAACACACUCCCCAAAGACUGGUGGGGAGAAGAGCCUUUGGCCUUUCUCUGUUCACACUGACAGAACUAGUGUGUCCAACAUGACCCGCAGCUCUCACCCUGGGGUGGGCAGGAUGGAGUGGAUCGUCCCUCUGGUGGUGGUCUCAGCCCUCACCCUGCUCUGCCUCGUCAUGCUACUGGCUGUCCUGGUCUACUGGAGAUGGGGUUCCCCCUCCCCCGGUGUAAGGGAGGUGUUGAACGGCUAG
Molecule: messenger RNA, 2298 nt
Organism: Salvelinus namaycush (lake trout)
Lineage: Eukaryota; Metazoa; Chordata; Actinopteri; Salmoniformes; Salmonidae
Product: receptor-type tyrosine-protein phosphatase gamma-like
Exons: 15
Coding region: 1-2298 (765 amino acids)
Cellular component (GO): plasma membrane
Molecular function (GO): zinc ion binding; protein binding; carbonate dehydratase activity
Source: RefSeq, a predicted model, not a curated record